Messenger RNA from Brassica napus (rape), 6010 nucleotides. RefSeq names its product transcription factor bHLH25-like. Lineage: Eukaryota; Viridiplantae; Streptophyta; Magnoliopsida; Brassicales; Brassicaceae. Gene Ontology annotation, molecular function: protein dimerization activity. The transcript has 4 exons. The coding region runs from base 632 to 1642 and encodes 336 amino acids. The record is from RefSeq and is a predicted model, not a curated record.
UGGUGUCAAAAGAUAAAAAGGAUAAUGGUGUGUUUCAAAAAAAAAAAGAUAAAAAGGAUAAUGGUAAAGGAUACUGUAUCGUAAAUUCAGUACUGGGUUUACUAAUCAAACCAAAUGUGUAUAAAACUACUAAUACAGUUGUUAUUAGAGGUAAUAUAGCUCACACAUGCAUAUCUCUGGUUUAUUAGUUAUGAAACCCCAAAAAUGGGAAAAAACGGAAUAUUCUUAUAUAUAAAUUCUAUAUAGUAAAUUUAGGCCCUUCACACGUGCAAAUUACUCCAUACUUGUGUCUAUAUAUACAUAUAUACAACUUCACACACAAACCCCUCAAUACCUCUGUCUCUCUCUCCACUUACAAGAAGAAGGUGAGUUUCAAUUCAACAUUCUCCAACUUUUUUUGUUUUGGAUAUAACCUUCUUCAAUUUUCUAGGGCUAGACCAACUAAACGCCUUUCUUUAGAAUUCAAGAAAAAUAAAUCACACCACUUAUUAAUGUUUCUUGAUCCUGGGUUUAGAAAUGUCAGAUCAUGUAUAUGAAUAAACCAAGAUCUAUUGGUUUACUUACGUUUUUUUUUAACUUAAAUACAAUUUUUUGUCUAUUCCAGAUUUUGAUUCACUGAUAAGAAGAUAAUAUGUUCUCCACAAGAUGGUUUUCUGAGCAGGAAUUAGAAGAAAAUAGCAUCAUUCAACAAUACCAGAUGAACUCAAGAGUGGGAGAGAUCCAUGAAGCUCAACACAAUCUUCCACACUCUUUCUCAACUCUUAUGGCCCCCACUAAUGAUCCUUCUUACGAUGAUUUGAUCGAAAUAAAACCAUCAAAGAUCCUCAAGACAACUUACAUAUCACCAAAACUGCCACCACCACCCUCUUUUCCUCUUCCUCCUAACUCAAAAACUUAUCUUCAUCAUCAGCCUUCCUCAAGAAUUCUCUCCUUCGAGAAUGCCUCUCCAAAUGGUAUGGAUCAUGAGUACGCUCCCACCUAUCUAGACUCAUUCAUUAACCCCAAAGUUGAGGAUGGAGUGCCGCCAAACCGGAUGAAUGAGCCGAUUAAUCGAAAAGGGACAAAGAGGGCUCAACCUUUGUGUAGAAACCAAACUAACGCGCAAGACCACAUAAUCGCCGAAAGAAAACGUAGAGAGAAACUUACUCAACGAUUUGUAGCUCUUUCUGCUCUAGUUCCUGGCCUUAAAAAGAUGGACAAGGCUUCUGUGUUGGGAGAUGCACUAAAGCAUAUAAAGUAUCUCCAAGAAAGAGUGGGAGAGUUUGAGGAACAAAAAAGAGAAAGAAGAUUAGAAUCAGUGGUUCUUGUGAAGAAGUCUAAGUUGAUUUUGGACGAUAAUAAUCAAUCAUCUUCGUCUUCGUGUUGUGAAGACGGCUCCUCGGGCUUAGAACUUCCCGAGAUCGAAGUAAAGUUCUCGGAUAAAGAUGUUCUAAUCAAGAUCCUUUGCGAGAAGCAAAAGGGCCAUGUUGCGAAGAUUAUGGCCGAGAUUGAGAAAUUUAAUUUCUCAAUAACCAACUCAAGUGUUUUGCCCUUUGGACCAACACUUGAUAUCACCAUUAUAGCUAAGAAGGAGAGUGAUUUCGACAUGACACUCAUGGAUGUUGUAAAGAGCUUAAGGUCCGCUUUAUCGAAGUUCUUGUGAUUUGUUUCAAAUUUCAUGCUAAAACGUUGAUUUCUUUGGGAGACUUAUUUUACAUAUCGAAAAAAUCGUAAGUGACUUUUGCCAUGAGAAAGUUGUUUGUAUUGAUAAGUGAUUUGGAAAGUUGAAGAAUCAUUUCUCUCAUACGUAUUGUUAUCUGAAUUUAUAAAGAUGUAAAGCACUUUCAUUUGUCUAAUUCAGUGUGAGACAAUGUUGAUUUUUCUUUUGACAUCUAUCUUUCAUGUUAUAUAUGUUUCCUCUUGUGUAUUGUAUGUUUUUUUAAUGUUAUAACAAAUUACUUACGCUUGUGUUAAUAUUUUGUGAUGUAUCAGCGGUCUUAAAACUUUUGUAAAAUUUACUAAACUCUUCCCAUAUUAAUAUGAAAUUCACAUUUUGGAAAAAAAAAGAAACAUACAGUACAUAUUAUCAUAAUUUUUUAUUAUUAUCUGUAAUAUUUACAUUUUUCUUCUAUAAAUUUUUAGGGGAAAUGAUCUUCUUCUUUUUUUUUUUUUCUUUAUGAAGCUAUAAGUAUAACCCACGCGGCAAGAUAAUAAUAUGUUUUUGUUCAGUCAAUUUUGAUGGAUAAAGACUAAAGUAGCUAUCAUUCAUUUUUUUUUGCAGAAUGCUCUGUGUAUUUUAUUUGAUAAAAUAUAAAAUAAAAUAAGAAAUAGGGCGAAGAAUAAAAUAAAAUAAAAUAAAAUAGAACAAUCACUUAAAAAUCAUUAAGCUUCAAGAUUAAUUCAAGAUCAUCAGGCCGAUGGAAGAAUUAAUACAUAUCCACUCCUUCAAAAUAUAAUAAUAAUAUUGGUAUAUGUUCCGAGGUAAUAUUAUAUAGUAAAUGUGAUUAAUUAAUUUAUGAUUAAUUCUCUUAAAUAGUCUUUAUUAAAUUUUUAUCAUCAAAAUAGUUUUCAGAAAAGAAAAUGACCAAAUAGUCAUUUUUAUUUUGAAAUUUUUAAUUUUUAUUUUUAAUUUUUUAAAUUUGAAACUUUUCUACUUAACUCCAAACCCUAAAUUUAAAUUAUUAACUUUUAGUAUAUAAGUGUAUAUUUUUUAUUUCAUAAAACCAUUUUUCGUCAUUUUCCUUUUUAAGAGUUUUUUUGUGUAAAUAAAUUAAAAAUAGUUAUUUUAGUGAAUUUUUAAAUUUAUUUUAAUAAUAAAAAAUAAAAAUGAUAAAGAAUAUACAUAUCAAUAACGAAUCUUUAUUAUUUAUUUUAUUUAAAAUUAUAGUAGUUAAUUAUAUGAUUUUAUUUAAAUGAAUAAAUAUUAACAUCUAAUCAUUGUAGAUAAUAGUAUUAUAUUUAUAAAAAAAAUUAAUAUGUACGAGAUACUUUCUCAACUGGAUAAUGUAGUCAAGAAAUGCGUGCUAUAGGACGACCAAGUCUUUUCUUCCGUGUUAGGACAAGAAGAUAAGAGGAUGCCACUAACAAAUUGGGCAAAGAUCAUGGAUUAGGAAUGUGGAUAACCUCUCUUUAUUUCAGUUAUAGUUAUUAAAUAUCUUUAUAUAUCUGUUAUAUAAAAAACGUUUUAAAUAUGUAACUCCAAAACAAUAAGUAAUAGUUUAGUAGUCUAUGGUGUAUAAGCGAGUUUUCUUUUGAUUUUAAAGUGAAAAACCUAAACUUAUUAAUAAGUAUAAAUUAUCAGAAAUUAUUUGUUUGUGUCGUUCAGAAACAUAAAUACAAUUGGUCAAAUUUGAUAUUUGUGUGUUUUAAGUAUUGUAUUGUUAUUUUCGUUUCUUAUCGUUUGUCACCGUAAGAAUUAUAUUUACGUUUGAUUCAUCUAAUAUGCUUACUGUUAUCAUCUGAAAAGUGAAAACUACAUCCAAGUGGAACUGAACUGUAGAUGUGUAUACAUUUGUCCCAAUAUAUAUUAUGAUCUAGUGAAGAUUUAGGUGAAUCUAGCUAACCCGAUAGAUGUAUACAGCAGAAAGUACACUACUUUAUAGUUAAAAGAAGAUACUGACAUGCUGGACAUAAUAAAUCUACUGUCAAAUCUAUUAGGAACUAUGCUCAAAAUUACUAAUAAAUAAUGUUUAGUUAUGAUGUUUGUUUUUCUGUUAUUUUCUUAUUAUUCUUAUAAUUAUUGCUACUGUGGCUAUUAUCAUUAUUGACUUUCUUUUUAGAAAAAUAACAAUUUAACUAUAACUAUUAUUAGAGAUAUAUUAUCCAAAAAUAUUUAACCGUAUCAUCUCCAUUUUUGCAAUAAUACCGUAAAUUAGUGUGUUAAACAAUUUAGAGCUAUUUGUGGAUUGCUUGAGCAGGGUCAAGGACAUUGCGACUCUUCAUACAUACAUAAGUGUUACGAACAAAUGCUAAUCAGACUAAAAGAAAGCAAAGAACAAACAAAAUGUUUUGAAGCAAAUACCUAUUUAGAGUUUAUAUAUUAUUAUAUGAAUGAAUAAUUUUAUAAUAUUUUAGAUUCAUAUUUAUAUCAAUCUCAAAACUUUUCUUUUCAAUAAUACAUAUUUAUCCUAAAAGUGAUUUUUCUAAUCCUAAAAAAUACAUCAAGGGCUUUCAGUCCCCACUCCCCUAAAUGUCAACUUUGAUAACAAGUCUAUCUUCUUUACACAUAUGAAUGAUGUGAUUUUAUUGAUGCACAUAAAUGUAAGACAGUUUUAGAUAUAACAAGAAUAACAUAUAAAACAUAAUGCAUGAUCUAUGUUUAUUGAAAAAUUAUAUGUAGUUAUUAGAAUUUAUAUAGCUAUGUUACUUAAGGCACCUUUAACCCUGGUUUUUAAGGGGUUCUUAAGGGGUGUGGGUCCCACAAAAAACUAAAACCCACCCCUUCCUCUUUUUUCUGCAAGAGGAAGUUUCGUAAAGUUCUUGUAAUAUUUGCGGGUUUCACUGACACGUGGUGAUCCGCGAUUGGUUAGUUUUUAAUAUAUUUUUUUUGUUUUUUAAAUCAGAUAAAAAAGAAAAAAAAAAUAUCUAAUGGACUCUUAGGAUUAAAAAUGCUCUUAUUAGAAUUUAAUAUAACUGGAUAGAAUUUUUUUUUUUUUUUUUUGAGAAAGGACUUGGAAUUUUAUAUAGUUACUAGAAUUCUAUGGAGUAAAAUAUAAUUCUAUAAGUUUUACAAAAUAGAAGCAAGAAAUUAAGUUUUCGUUAGAAGGAAAUUAUGUUUAGAAGAAUUUUACAUGACUCUUUCAAGUUUACAAUUCAUAAUCUUAAGUUGUUGACUCCAUCCUUCACGUGUUUCAUGGAAUCUGGGUUGCUGUCUAAACCCAUUGUUCAUCCUUCACGUGACAACUCACCUAUCUUUUUUUCUGUCGUCAGUUGUGAUAACUCUCUGUUUCUCUCUCUGCCUUUUGAUAUUAAAACAACUAAUUUGAUUUAAGUGAAAUAGAAUAGACAAAUAAAAAAGGAAAAUUCCUUAAGAACCGGGUUACCAAAUACAUAUUAAAUUGAAUCUAAAACGUGGGAUAUCACUAUUUUAGUAUAUUCUUGUUUGCAGGCUCGAUGAUGUCAAAUUAAGGUGAAACCAAUAAUACAUCUGCCGAGUUCGGAUAUUCCGUUGUUGGUCCAGACAACUCAAUGGUGGUAAUAUAUAACCCAAAAAUGGAAAAGAGUGGUUCAACUCAAUGACGAAGUAAUCUUACCAAUACUUAAUUAAGAUGUAAAAAUUAUAAUUAUAUGAUGAUAAAAUAUAAUUAAGCAAGAACAUGACGCACCGUCGAGAUUUGUCCUUAUUGUUAUAUGGUUCUUUGGACGGCAUAUCCUAUCCAGAUCGCACUACCAAUCCGUAACCAUUACAUCACUUUAACCAACAAUAUAUAUAUAUAUAUAUAUAUAUAUAUAUAUUAAAGUUAUGGUCUAGUAGUGUUUGUCUUUGUCGAUCUAAGACUAGCUAGAGAAAUAACAUUUCAACUGAACUUGAAAUGGCAGCCAUUACAAAAAUAUUUUCAAACUAAAUUAAAUGUUAUCGUACCAGGUAUGGUCUAACAAUGUUGUUCAGAGUAUUUACCUAUUGCAUAUGGUAUUAAUGGGUGCAAAGGUAGAGGAUAUUAAAGAACGGUAUAAUAUUUGAAGUAAUGAGUUUGUUUGGGUUGAUCAAUUCUCUAAUACCUUAACGCCUUUUCUUAUUUCCUCUCCCUGAAUCUGUGCUGACCACAACUCUAUAACUCAAGAAAUAUUUAUGUCCUUAGUUAGGCGUGAAGCGAUAGAAUGAUUGUUCUAAAUGUAGGUAUCACAUAGGGAAAAUACGAUAAAAUUUCGUAUCGUAAAUUGUAUGGACUCCAUAAAGUGGAGGUAUAUUUGAUAUCAAAUCAUUUAUGUUGUUUCUUUUUUUUCGUAAUGAGUUUAAUAAGAAGCUGUUUAUUACACAUGUUAAGUAGUAACAGACAGGCGACAUUUCAAAAAAAAAAAAAAUUACAGUUUC